CGUCUUCAUUAGUGGAACUGUUACACCAAGUUAUUCACGUGUUGAUAACAUUCUAUUGAAGUUCAUCGUAACACAGAAAAUCCUGUAUUUACAACAUUAUUACCUAUAAGCUAUCCACCAUGAUGAAAAUAGGACAUCCUUUGUUUACCCUGCUAAUUCUGUCGAUGGUGAUUGUAAGCUUUGGAGACAAAGUGAAAAAUAUAUAUACAUGGAAAUUUCCUGAAUUUGAAUGGCUUUCUAAGGAACAGGAGGAAGACGCGAUAAGUUCUGGUAUCUAUAACUCUUCCAGGUGCGUGUUCGAAGAUGCAGAUGAAGCAGAAGAUGGAAGAAUAUUCAUUACUGUUUCCAACAUAAAUACACAUGCUUCACCUGCUACUUUGACGACAGUAACUAAUAAGACAGGACUAGGAGGUCCAAUUUUGCGACCAUACCCAGAUUGGAGUUGGUAUAAUAGCAGCUAUAUGUGUGAUGGUAUUAUAAAUGUUUAUCGAAUAGACAUUCGAUGCAAUCACCUCUUCGUUAUGGAUAUCGGCAAAAUCGGAACCGAUCGAAUCUGUAAUCCAAAACUAUUGAUUUUCAAUUUAAAAGAUGAUACAUUGGUUAAAAUUAUUUAUAUUCCAAUUGAUACUGCUACUGACAAAACGGACUCUGGAUUAUUGGUAAUGCCUUUGGUUUAUAUUCCAAAUGGGAAAUGCACGCAGUUUCUGGAUGAUAUGAUAGUAUUUAUAACUGAUACGGGAGAUUCCAGUUUAGUAGUGUAUAACUCGUUUACAAAGAGUAUGUGCACAGUCGAAUCUGAUUACAUGAAACCGACUGAUACUUUCUUCUCUGUAGCGGGCGAAAAUUUUACGUAUGUGGGCGGUAUCUUCAGUAUAACAGUUCUUGACGAUGAUCUCUAUUUUGCUGCUGUAUCAGGAAAGGAAAUAUACAAAAUACAGAUAAAAAACUUACUAGAAUGUCCAAACAAAGAAAAGGCUAAUGAACAAACUCAACUUGUUAAAAAAUUAUCAAGCCAGACGGUAGUUCUCACAUCAGCAGGACAAUCAAUAUUUUAUAGCGAUUUUCAGGCAAUGUCUAUUCUACGCAUGACAAAAUCCGAUAACUAUGAAACGGAGAUGUUAGCACAAGACAGCGAAAAUUUUCAAUCUAUAAGUUCGAUGAAAAUUUCAAGUAAUGGAUGUCAGCUGAAGUGCAUAUCUGAUAGAUUUCAACUUUAUGCUUUGAACAAAUUAAAUACAAAUGAAACAAAUGUCCGUUAUUUCAAAAUAAAUUUGUGCUAAAAGAAACAUAGAAUUAGAAGAUAAAUUAGCAACUCUACACUGAAAGAAAAGAUUGGUUGCUACAGCAAAUUAGAUGAUUAAAU
Molecule: messenger RNA, 1363 nt
Organism: Trachymyrmex cornetzi
Lineage: Eukaryota; Metazoa; Arthropoda; Insecta; Hymenoptera; Formicidae
Product: major royal jelly protein 3
Exons: 7
Coding region: 120-1280 (386 amino acids)
Cellular component (GO): extracellular region
Source: RefSeq, a predicted model, not a curated record